Molecule: messenger RNA, 7249 nt
Organism: Ruditapes philippinarum (Manila clam)
Lineage: Eukaryota; Metazoa; Mollusca; Bivalvia; Venerida; Veneridae
Product: FMRFamide receptor-like
Exons: 2
Coding region: 408-1688 (426 amino acids)
Biological process (GO): G protein-coupled receptor signaling pathway
Cellular component (GO): membrane
Molecular function (GO): G protein-coupled receptor activity
Source: RefSeq, a predicted model, not a curated record
UGGGCAUACUGUAGUAUUUAAGCCUGUGCAUUACCCAAUAAAUACUUCAGAAAACUGGUAACGUGUGAGCUAACUGUAUCGGCUCUAAAAUAACGGCCACAAAUCUUAUCAUAUAUCAAUAACGCAGCUCUGGACGUAUCAUAAUAUAUAUUAACAUAAUAACGUUUAUAUUAUAUAUCGAUACUUUUAUUGUGUUUAAUUCUAAAAUUUUAAUUAUAGAACAAAAACGGGAACAGUGUUUAAAAACUUUAUUGAAGACAAAUGAGUUUUGAAAAUCAACAAUAGUGAUUGGAUUUAUUGUAGUACAUUAUAACAGGUCACAGACAGCACAUGGUCACAAGAAUAAAAUGAUAUAAACUGACGCAAAUAAAUUUCUACAUCAGGCUUUCCCCGAUAUCAAGUACAAAAUGGACGACAUCCUUGAAAAUAUGACCACUCUGUAUAACAGCAGUUUUGACAACAUAACUUCAAGUAUGGACAACUUUACAAACAUGACGACACCUCCUACAAUUACAGCUGAACAAAGUCAUCUUGUUGUUCGAGAUUUGAUUUACAACCAUCUCGGACCGGUUGUUUGCAUUUUUGGGAUGCUCACUAACAUCAUCAAUUUGAUUGUUCUGACACAGAAUCAACUGCCAGAAUCACCCUACACAUCCCUAACAGGUCUUGCAUGUACAGAUUUUUGUGCUCUCAUGCUCUCUUUUAUUUACAUGGAGUUCUCCAAGGACACUUACACAUAUGAAUGGCGCAUCUUUGAUGCAUACAUAUUCAUUGGUCUCGUGAAUGUUUGUACAACGUCAAGCAUAUGGAUAACUGUUCAGUUAACAGUUGAACGGUUCCUUUUUGUCCGCCACCCACUAUGGGCUAAAGAUACAUGUGAUCGUGCAAGCGCCAAGGUGAAGGUCCUGAUGACAGUUGCUGCAGCCGCGGUAUUCAAUAUCCCAAGAUUCCUUGUUUUCAAGCCAAGAUACUAUAAAGAUAUGUGGAUUCUAGAUUCCACAGAGUUCCGGCACAGCACAGCAUUCUUCGUCAUAAAUUGGUUAUACAGUGUAUGCAUACACUUCCUACCCUUGCUGAUAUUAAGCGCUGCCAACAUCUACUUGGUGUUUGCUGUCCAUCAAGCAGGAAAACAGCGGCAAAAGCUACAUAUUCGGAACAAUCGAGAGGCAGCGUGGCAGAGAGAACAACGUCGCCUCACCAUAACACUCAUCAGUAUCGUAUUUCUGUUCAUCAUCUGCAUUAUUCCAUCAGCAUUUUCCGACUUCCCCAUUGCCUACGCCUUGUUCGGAGGAGACAAAACUAAACAGCAGUUUAAAACUUCAUCAUUCUAUUUCAGCCUUCAGUAUAUUGCAAAUUUCCUUGUGUGGGUAGAGCUUUCCCUCAACUUUGUACUGUAUUGUGCUUUUAAUGAAAAGUUUAGGCGUGUGAUGAAAUUUACAGCAAAUCGCUGCAUAAAAAAACUAAACGUUCCUUUCUGUCGGAAAAAAAACAUUCUACUACACGUGAAUUUCAAAUCUGGGCAGAGUAGUACACGGAACAGUGUUCUUCACACUAACAGUCUAACAAUGAACUCAAAAGGGUCAUUGGUCCAUCAUGAAGGUCAGCCACUACAGAAAGUCAUACAAACUGGCGAGAAGCAGGAGACUGUCCCGAAUGGUGAUACACCACUGUUGAAUCAAAGCGUGUAGAGUAUCUAGCUGCGUGCAGACAUUGGCAUAUUUCAUUAAAACAUUUGUUAUGUAAAAAAUCUUUAAUGCUAUAUUUUUAAAGGGUAGACAGAAAAGGAUGUUUAAAAAGUUAAUAAUAUUCAUUUGAUGAAGGAAGGAUACUUUUAUAUUCAACAUAACAAUCAAAGUUGAACCAAAUAUCAAAUAUAAACAAAUUAAUAAGUUAUCAUUUAGAAAAGGAAAGGGAUCAAUUUUCAGGAAAGGGAUCUCACUCAUAAAGAUGUGAAAUAAAAAAGUGUAAAACUUAAAAUAAAAUGCAAACUUUAAAGAAAUUACACUGAGAAAAGUGUGCUUUAGUAUUUUAGUACUGGAGUUAUCAGUACUUGAAUGUGGACUUCAGAAAUUACAUUCUGGACUGACUUAUUUGAUAAUUUUUGGAUCUUGACAAAAAGAAAGUGCUUGGUGAGAUGGGAUGUUUGAAUAAUAUGAUGAUAAUUUCCACUAAAUGUUUCAUUAUGUACCCAUCAAUCGUUAGAAUGUUCUGAUGACCAAACAUUAUAAAUUAACAGCUUUGACUGUGACGAUGUGACAUAGACGCGUGACACAAAGAGAGUGUGACAGAACAAUGAUAAUACCCAGUUAAUGAUAUAGUAUAAUAUCAUAACUAUCUUUCAUAAUGACAAAAUAUUAAUUCUGGAAAAGGGAGAUCAUUUUCAAGCAAUAAAAUACUAAUCAUAUAGUUGAAAAUUAUAGACAGUUUUAAUAAGUUUAUGAAAGAUAAUGAAAAAUUUAAAAAUCAAACGAGAAGUUUGAUUUCAAUUCUUUGAGUAAGAAUUGAGUAAGGGCAUCUCAUUAGCUAAUGCAGUAUCCAAUCCUCAUAGCAAGAACCCUUGCAAUUCUACAACCAAUAUGAAUAAUUUAGUGCCUUCUUGCCUGAACAAAAUUUCAACUUUACCCAUGACAUUCAUCUACUUACCGAUCAAAAUUCUCUCCACUAACUAUACAUAUUUUGCUUUCAUCAAAAUCACAACAGGGCAACUUUUAGCUUUGUGGUAAUACUUACGGUAAAGAAUCUACAAUUAUGAUGAUGAUGAUGUCACAUAGUUCUAUACUCAUCUGGUAUGCCACAAUAUUUCCUCACCAUAUUCAUUAUCUGUUGAUCAACACAGAAAAAUUGCAAGCAAGGUACCAGUGACAAAAAAAUGACAAGGAUUAUGCUUUGUCAGGCCAGUGUGUUUGUCUGAUAGCGGAUUGUAGGACAAUGUGUUUGUCUGACACUGGAUUGUGGGACAAACAGUGGAUUGUGGGACAGUGUGUUUGUCUGACAGUGGAUUGUGGGACAGUGUGUUUGUCUGACACUGGAUUGUGGAACAAACAGUGGAUUGUGGGACAGUGUGUUUGUCUGACACUGGAUUGUGGAACAAACAGUGGAUUGUGGGACAGUGUGUUUGUCUGACAGUGGAUUGUGGGACAGUGUGUUUGUCUGACAGUGGAUUGUGGGACAGUGUGUUUGUCUGACACUGGAUUGUGGAACAAACAGUGGAUUGUGGGACAGUGUGUUUGUCUGACAGUGGAUUGUGGGACAGUGUGUUUGUCUGACAGUGGAUUGUGGGACAAACAGUGGAUAAUGGGACUAUGAAUUGCAAGUCUGUGUACAUCUUCAACUAUUUAAGGAACUGAAGGUAGUUGUAAGCUAAGCCAAGUAGUGAAAAUGUGAAAAGAUAAUGAUUAUCAAAAAAUUACUAGUGACAGAAGGAAGUCAUUUCAAGUGCUUUUUUGCAAAUUGUAGUCAGUUGUAUCAUUGUAGAAUAAAUAAAUUGGAAAUAAACUAAUUACAUAUAUGUAUAUAGUACAUAAGAACUAAAUAGGGCAAUUAACGCAUAGUCUAAAAGACACUGUACAAUUUAUAUCUAAAUUAGGGCAAUACAAAAUGCUUGUUAAACUAUGGAAACACCUGUAACUGACUGUAAAAAGGUAUAAAAGGAAGUAACCAGUUCAAGGCACUGCAAAGUUUAUUUGCAAGCAUAUCAUGCUGUGAUGAGUCAAUCAUCUAACAUGAAUUAAAGUUGCCUGACAUUAAAAACAUUAGAUAUUAACUGUUCUAAAUGAACUGCCAAUUAUGUCAAAAUAUGAAUCUUAAAUAAGUUUGACCUCAUUAUUUAAUUUAUUGCUAGUUAUUCCCUCAUUAAUCAUACACUUUGUCCUUAUUUACUGUCAACUUAAUGCCAAAUUUCCAUUUUGAACAACAAAAAAAUUGAUUUAUUGAUUUUAAGGGUUCAAUUUUAACUUACUGAACACCCACACAUUAUAGUGGUUAUUAAUUUUCUUGACAUUUAUUUUCAACACCUGUCAUUAUAAAGUUUACAAUGUUGUUUCAAUGGUUGAAUAAAAGUCUAAUUAAUUUAAUUUAAAUCAAAUUAAUGAGUGAAUUAAACCAAAAUGUGGUUACAUUGUCUUUGGGAUAGAUUAGAAACAAAAGAAAAAUUAGCUAAUUACUGUUCAAUUACCUUAAUUAAUUACAAUGUCACCCUAGCUAACAGGUGAUAUAUGGUGCUGGAUGGAAAAGUUAGGUGCAUCUACUAUUUGCAAUAAUCUUAUGGGUUUUUUCACCUGGACUUUGAAACUGAAUGUCACAUUGGCAUUGCAAUUAAACAUUUUUAACACAAUUUGCUGGGCAGACAAGCUAGUCUCCUUUAAACUUUGUUGAGUGAGGGGGAACUGGGGUUUUAAACCCUGAAUAAGGAUUAAGGGUAGACUAGGAUAUCAUACAUUUAGUAUAGAGAAAAGUUACAAGACUGGAGAAUAUUUUGUGACUUAGACUAUGAGAUCAUGUGAUAGAGAAGAGAAAGCUGGGAAUAUAUUUUGUGAUUUGUACAAUCAACUAAUGUUGUAAAUAGUCUUGAAUGUUUAGUUAUCAUUAGAGAAAUGGUACAGCCACAUAAUGUUACACAAUUUUAACAGACCUUAUUAAAACUUUUAAUGAAAAAAAAUACCAACUAAUUUUCAAACUUUUUCAAUUUAUUAUUGCUUUAAAUGCAAUGUAUAUUAAUAGUUAAAUAAAGGUUAAUUGUAAUUAUUUUUAAAUAUCCCAUUUCAUGAUCAAAACUCUUUGACAUUGUUAUAUUCCAAUUAAGCAUUUUAUUUCCUUUUUUUUUUUAAAAUUAUAUACAUAUAUAUUAUAUAUAAAAAAAUAACCCGAGUGAGCCUUUAUCUCAUGUAAGUUUCUUAUAUUUAUACCUCAAUCUUAAAUCUUUAUUUUUACACAGCCAAAUAUAGAUAAGUUUGUAAAAUAUUGUUGUAAAUUAUAUUUAAAUCUAUAUCAUCAUUUGUUUUUAUAAAUUCAUCAUGUUAUUUUAUUAAUUAAUAAAAUCCCGUAUUUCAUAUCUGUGAAAUAUAAUCAAUAUCAAUCACUGUAUAUCACUCACUACAUAUUCCUCAUUGUAAAUCACUCAUUUUCCAAAACUCAUUGUUGUUUGUCAAUAAGCAAGAAAUAAAAAGAAAAAAAUGUUUUUCUCGACUAUGGAAUAUAUCCGACUUCAAAAUAAUAUUUUUUGAUAUCUCACUCACAUUCAAAAUGGUAAAAUUUGUUCACUACUUCGUCAGAUAUAUUCCAUACUUGUUAAAAAAACAAAUGUUGUUAAUAAUCAUGAGCAACGGACCCCAAAAGAAGAUAUUUUCAAGAUCAUUAAGUCAUUAGAAUAUUAUUACAGCUAGGCCAUUAUAAAGGAAGAACAUCAUUGAAUCAAACCAUUUCUGAAAUUCUGAGAUGUGUAUUAGAAAAAGUUUUUCCCCAUUGUUUCCUAUAUAUUGUAAUAAAAGCAAACUGUUAACAAUUUAAAACUAAGUAAAAGUCCUUUCAUAUACAGAUCAUGAUAGUAUUCUUGAAAAUUUCUUCUUUUACAGCGAAUUUUUAAUGACAGUACUCCAGGGAAUCUGCCAUUCAUCAAAUUGAAUUGAACUAUAUUUUUUUAAUGAACUUUCAAUAAAAAACUUUUCCACAAAUUGUUUGACUGAAAUUGGUACUGAUUACCAAUACUACACAUACAUGAAAAUGGGUAUCAACAUGUUUCAUGUAAUUACAACAAUUAAAAUCGACUUUAUUUUUUUGCAUUUUUAUAAUUACAUGUAUUUAUUUAACCAAUUAAAUUUGAUUUUAUCAAUUUCUUGUAAAACUUAAAUUAUCUUAAUGUUUAACAUAUUUUUCAUGUGCUUUCUUCAUUUAAUUAAAAUAUGAAAUUAAAAAGUUCCAUAUAAUAACUCAUCAAAACUAUAAAACUUGAGCUUAAAAAAAACAAGAAUGGGAGUGAAGGCCUAAUGGUCAAAUUGUCAGCCUCACAACCAUGGGCUCACAGGUUUGAGCCCUACCUGGCAUGACCUAUGUUUCCCCAUAUGGCACCUGAACUGGUUAAAUUCCAAAAUGUUAAUUCAAAAGUUAUUGAUAUAAAUUUUAAAAUAAAAAUAACUAAUGUGAGCUUAAAUGAGAAAAGGUUCCCUUGGAGUACGAAAGCGCUGAAGUGCUCUAGUAUUUUAUUUGUGUCAUACUCAUUAUUACCUCAUGUUUUUAAAUGUUUAUUCUUUAUUUAUAUUUUACUAUACUGCAUAUAUUUAUGACUCAGUUUGUUUAUUUUUGGUAGGAAUAUGCCAACAGAAGUGUAUGAAGAUUGUAUUGUUGGAUGUCAUCAUAAAUUAGUCAUUGAAUUGGUUCCCAGCUACAAUGUAUAUUUAAGAUUUUUGCAACAUGGAAUGGUACCAAUCUAAAAAUUUUGAUUUUAACCAAUCUGACAAUAUGAAAUGGUACCAAUUUGACAAUGUAGAACAGUACCAAUCUAUGUGGAAUGGUACCAAUCUGUCAAUGAGGAAUAGAUCUUCUAUAUGUGAAAUUAAGAAAUUAAUUGUUUUCAAUUGGAAACCCCCUACAGGAAUGAAUCCCGAGGGUAUUUAUCCAAUGUUGAACAAUUCUUUUACAUAGCUAGGAAAUAAAUGUAGUUUCCUGACAUUUGAAGUUACAAAAGAAAAUAAUAAUCAAACUUCUUUAUUUUGUUAACAGAAUCCAUAAAAAGCUUAUAUAUCUCAGAACUGCUCAUUAUGAUCCUUGUUUGCAAACAUUUUCUCAUUCUAACUUUCUCUAAUUACAUGACUAUAUUGAUAUUAAUCUGGAGGCAUUUUCCUAUAAAAAAAUUAAAUACUGUUAUCAUUAUUUUAUCAUUAAUGCGUCUGAUUUUUGUAUUGUUGUUUUCGUUUUGAAUUUUCAGCUCAGUUUAUUGUCACUAUUACACUGUAUUUUUAAUUAUUCUAUAUGAUAGCAGUACUCUUAUUGUGUUGACCACCUUUAAGAUGUAUAUAAAAAAACUUAUCUGAAUAAAUAUAUUUCAUUUUUAUAAAAGUAAAAUUAUAAUUUACCAAAAAAGUUGUUCAAGUGUAGGCAAUAUAAUUUUUUUUCUUCUUUGAGUAGCAUUCCACUUUAUGCAACUUUUCAGACUGUCAUCAAAUUUGGACAAGAACAUUAUGAUUAAAGGGACUUCACUGACUAAAAUUUUUUUUUUGAGAUUAGUGUUUGAUUUGAUGUAGGUGUAAAUCAGUAA